This is a messenger RNA of Fulvia fulva, 3540 nucleotides long. Its product is annotated as Copper-transporting ATPase 1. Gene Ontology annotation, cellular component: membrane. The record is from RefSeq and is a predicted model, not a curated record. Lineage: Eukaryota; Fungi; Ascomycota; Dothideomycetes; Mycosphaerellales; Mycosphaerellaceae. Bases 1 to 3540 code for a protein of 1179 amino acids. The transcript has a single exon. Gene Ontology annotation, biological process: monoatomic cation transport; copper ion homeostasis. Gene Ontology annotation, molecular function: P-type divalent copper transporter activity; ATP binding; ATP hydrolysis activity.
AUGCCUUCCUCGAAAGUGGCGCCCGGCGCCCAUAUGACGACCACGACCCUCAGAGUAGAUGGAAUGACAUGUGGAGCAUGUACCUCUGCUGUAGAGUCGGCGUUUCAGGAUGUACAAGGCGUGGGCAGUGUCUCCGUCAGCUUAGUCAUGGAGCGGGCAGUGGUCACACAUGAUGCGGAGCAGAUCAAGGCCGAACAGAUAAGAGACAUGAUUGACGACAGAGGGUUCGAUGCGGAAGUUAUCGCUUCAGAUAUGCCCGAGCCUCCCAUAUUCGACGCCUCCGAGGAUGAUGCUUUGCUAGACGAUGAUGAAGUAGAGAUACUGGGGAGCGGGAUGUCCAUGACGACCAUACAUGUCGGCGGCAUGACUUGUGGAGCUUGUACAUCGGCGGUGGAGGGUGCGUUCAAGAAUGUUGCGGGAGUCAAAACGUUCAACAUAUCUUUGCUUUCUGAACGGGCUGUGAUUGAGCAUGAUGCGAGUAUAAUAAGCCCGGAGACAUUGGCCGAGACCAUCGAGGACACAGGAUUCGAUGCUGAGAUCGUGGAGACCAAGGUAGCAGAACCAGCCACAGCAAAGCGCAAGCAACGGAGGAAGAGCGUUUCCAAGAAGCUCAUGACGACGACAGUAGCUAUCGAAGGCAUGACUUGCGGGGCGUGCACUUCAUCAGUGGAGGGCGGCUUCAAAGACAUUCCUGGACUUGUACAACUUAACAUCAGCUUGCUGGCCGAGCGGGCAGUCGUUGUGCAUGAUCCGGAGGUGUUGCCCGUGGCUAGCAUUGUGGAAGCCAUCGAGGAUCGCGGAUUCGACGCUACCGUCGUUUCCAGCGUUGAGGAAGGUGUCCAGACAUCGAACAGCAAUGUCUCGGUGCAGCUUAAGAUAUUUGGUCUACCCAGCCCGGAGUCAGCAGCGGAUCUACAAACCACGUUGAAGAACAUUCCUGGGAUCGUUUCAGCAAACGUCACCUUUGGUACUUCGCGCGCAUCUGUGUCGCAUACGCCGGCCAAGAUCGGUCUGCGGGCUAUAGUCGAGGCCGUAGAGAAGUUGGGAUACAAUGCGCUGGUCGCUGACUCUGACGAUAACAAUGCACAGCUGGAGUCACUAGCGAAGACCAAAGAGAUCCAGGAGUGGCGGCGAGCUUUCAGAACGUCUCUAACAUUCGCGAUACCGGUGUUCAUCAUUAGUAUGUUCCUUCCAAUGUUCAUACCAGUACUGGACGUUGGCGGUAUCAAACUGCCAAUAAUACCUGGACUCUGGCUCGGCGAUGUGCUGUGCUUGCUACUUACGAUCCCAGUGCAAUUCGGCAUUGGCAAGCGCUUCUACAAGUCUGCAUACAACUCGAUACGGCAUGGUGCGCCGACUAUGGACGUCUUGGUCGUUUUGGGCACUUCGGCAGCGUUCUUCUUCAGCUGCGCGGCGAUGCUUGUGUCAAUCCUGAUACCACCACAUUCGAGGCCUGAUACCGUGUUUGACACGAGUACUAUGCUGAUCACGUUUAUCACCCUUGGACGUUACCUCGAGAACCACGCGAAGGGUCAGACGUCGAAAGCUCUGUCACGUCUGAUGAGUCUUGCGCCGCCGAUGGCCACCAUAUAUGCUGAUCCGAUCGCAGCAGCGAAGGCUGCCCAGACUUGGGACGCGUCGGAAGAAGUGCUUGAGAAGCAAAGUAGUGUUGCAGAGAAGGAGCCCACUGGAUCUGCGGUUGAAGAAAGGACUAUUCCGACCGAGCUGAUCGAGGUCGGCGAUGUCGUGAUCCUGAAGCCUGGCGACAAGAUUCCUGCAGAUGGACUCGUCACGCGUGGUGAAAGCUACGUGAAUGAGAGCAUGGUCACAGGUGAAGCUAUGCCGGUCAACAAGACACCAGGCUCUCCUCUCAUGGCCGGCACUGUCAACAAUGCUGGACGCCUUGACUUCAAGGUCACCAGAGCUGGUCGUGACACACAGCUGAGUCAGAUUGUGCGACUGGUCCAAGAAGCGCAGACGAGCCGAGCACACAUCCAGCGGAUGGCGGAUCGUGUUGCUGGCUACUUCGUCCCGGUCAUCAUCACGCUCGGUCUGGCCACAUUUGUUGGUUGGAUGGUGCUCAGUCAUAUUCUGCCACACCCGCCACAGAUCUUCCUACGAUAUGCCAGUGGAGGUCGGCUGAUGGUCUGCGUGAAGCUGUGUAUUGCUGUGAUCGUCUUCGCAUGUCCUUGUGCCCUUGGCUUAGCAACACCGACAGCCGUCAUGGUUGGCACUGGCGUUGGCGCCGAGCAAGGCAUCCUCGUCAAGGGUGGUGCAGCAUUGGAGACAGCGACGCGGAUAACACAUGUGAUCUUGGACAAGACUGGAACUCUCACCCAGGGAAAGAUGAGCGUAGCUCGCUCAGAGCCCAGCGCCAAUUGGAAAGCCAACAGUCAGCGCGUGAGCCUUUGGUGGACGCUUGUCGGAUUGGCUGAGAUGAGCAGCGAACACCCUAUCGCUACAGCUCUCCUCGCAGGAGCCAAGAGCAAGCUCGGCGUCGAUCUUGACGGGCAAAUCGAAGGUACAAUGGGUGAUUUCCAGGCUACCGUUGGCAAGGGCAUCACGGCAUCGGUCGAGCCAGCGAAAUCGCUUGACCGCAAGCGGUACGACAUGGCGAUCGGAAAUGCGGCUUUCCUUCUCAAACAGGGCAUAAAUGUUCCAGCAUCACCUGAAGAUGAAUAUGACGAGUACGAAACUGCGAGACGAGCGUCAAAGUCUGGAGCCUCGUCAUCCAAAGCAGCACAAAAUGCCGGUAUCACCACUAUCCAUGUUGCGAUUGACGGAGCCUACGCCGGUCAUGUUGGACUUUCAGACACUUUGAAAUCGUCAGCACGCUCGGCCAUCGCUGCACUACAGGCCAUGAACAUUGAAUGCUCUCUUGUGACCGGCGAUCAAGCAGCCACAGCCCAUCACGUUGCAGCUCUCGUCGGCAUUCCUCCCGACAACGUCUACGCCGGAGUCCUUCCCGAAGGCAAGAAGGGCAUUGUCAAUGAGCUGCAAGGCCAAGGUCAAAUAGUGGCAAUGGUAGGCGAUGGCAUAAACGACUCGCCCGCACUCGCGACCGCCAACGUCGGCAUUUCACUGGCGAGCGGCACGGACGUGGCGAUGGAUGCUGCUGAUAUCGUGCUCAUGAAGCCGAAUCAGCUUAUGGAUAUUCCAGCAUCUCUGCAUCUCUCAAGGACGAUCUUCCGACGGAUCAAGAUGAACCUGCUGUUGUCAUGUGUGUACAAUGCGGUAGGACUGCCGAUCGCAAUGGGGUUCUUCCUACCGUGGGGCAUCACGCUACCACCACUGGCUGCGGGUGCUGCUAUGGCGUGCUCGAGUGUCACGGUUGUGGUCAGCUCGUUGCUACUCAAGCUCUGGAAGCGGCCGGAAUGGAUGCACGAGAAUGAGGAACUCGCUAUCAAGUCUAGUCUGAGGAAGGCGGGCUUCGGAGCGAGAGUAAGAGAGGUGGUGGGUAGCGUCACUGGACGACGGAGAAGAAAGUCGGAGAGAGAUCGAGGCGCUUAUGUACAGCUGGAGAAUAUUGACGCUGUAUAG